CCUGGAUAUGGUUCCGAUGGAGUUUAUUGAGCUUCGUGUCAGUAUGAUUGAGAUAGCUAUAUAGAAGGGCAGACAUCUCCGAGAUCAAGUGUAAUCAACAGCAACUCCAAAGCAAAAAUCUAACUAUCAGAGUCUCAAUCUCUCUAGUUAUCCUAAUAACAAAAUCAUCUUCACAAUGUCUUUCUUGAGGAACUUCUUUGGUACUUCCGCUACAGCGGUCAAGGAGGAGGAGAAAACUCCUAUCCGUGCUCUGCCCGCUUCCUGGUACACCUCUCAGGCCAUGUACCAACUUGAACGACGAUCUAUCUUCUCCCGCAAGUGGCUUCUCACCACACACAAGGCCCGCGUCCCGAACCUUGGUGACUGGGUUCAGUAUGACGCGGCUGGCUACGAAUUCGUUGUCAUGAAGGAUCACCAAGGAAACAUCAAGGCUUGCCACAGCAGCGACCUCGCCCCCGCUCACACGCACAUUGACAAAAACGGCUUCAUCUGGGUCAACCUGGAUGCUGGCGAGACUCCCGAGGUAGCUUGGAAGGACGACUUCGAGGGAGUCGACGAGCAGCCCCGAUUCCAGCACUACAACUUCGAUGAAUACAACUUCGACCACACAUGGGACAUGGAAGGCGACUUCAACUGGAAGAUCCUCGCCGAUAACUACAAUGAGUGCUACCACUGCCAAGUCGCUCACCCCGAUAUCCCUACGAUCGCCGAUCUCAACUCCUACUAUGUCAAGACCAAAGAUGGCCAUAUCCAGCACUACGGUGCCCAGCGACCCGACCAGAUUGAGAAGGGCUUCCGGAUCGCUACUACCUACUUCUGGCCUAAUGCCUCUUUCAACGUCUCUCCACACUUCUUCUUCAUGCAGCGAUUUACCCCUGUGAGCCCCACCAAGUCGGUCAUGCGCUACGAAGUCUAUCGGCACAAGGACGCUAGCGAUGAGCAGUUCACCAUUAUCAGCGACAUGUACAAGCGAAUCAUGUCUGAAGACAAAUACCUCUGCAUCCACACGCAGAAGAACCUGAACGCUGGUGUCUUUGUCAACGGCCUGCUCCACCCCGAGAUGGAGCUGGGUCCUCUCCACUUCCAGAAGACCGUUCGCGAGGUCGUCACAGAACACAGCAAGAAGGAAGACGCCGCUGGCCACGAGAUCUGGCCCGCUCAGCGGAAUCUUCCCCAGGAUUCUACCGUCCCUCAAGACACCUUCGCUUUCCCCACACCAGUAGACAGCUACACCGAGAGGGACGACUUGAAAGACAGCCUCAAUGCCAAUCUUGCCACGGCAAUCGCUGUCUAGGGGGCUGGUGGCGCCCGGAAAAGGGAAAGAAAUCCAUUCGUAAUAGAAUUUGCCAUUGCAUUACUUUUGGGCAUUGAAUUUAAUGAUGAUGAUUUAGAAUUUAGCACCUUGUUUUAGCAGUAUUUAGCCAUGUCAGAAUGAAU
Molecule: messenger RNA, 1437 nt
Organism: Aspergillus pseudotamarii
Lineage: Eukaryota; Fungi; Ascomycota; Eurotiomycetes; Eurotiales; Aspergillaceae
Exons: 2
Coding region: 176-1294 (372 amino acids)
Molecular function (GO): iron ion binding; 2 iron, 2 sulfur cluster binding
Source: RefSeq, a predicted model, not a curated record